Closterium sp. Naga37s-1 is the source of this 1299-nucleotide messenger RNA. The record is from the annotation of a GenBank genome assembly. NCBI's taxonomy places the organism in Eukaryota, Viridiplantae, Streptophyta, Zygnematophyceae, Desmidiales, Closteriaceae.
AUGAACGCGUCUAGUAACAAGUCUUCCCCCGGACUUCCCGGGGAUGACUCUCAGCAUCCCGCCAUUCCCCCCUCCGCCCCCGCCUCCGCCCUCUAUCGCGAAAAGCCCUCCGCUCCCCCCGCGUUCGCCUUUCCCCAGGCGCAGCCUUCCCCGGGAAACGCCGCUGGUGAAUUAAAACCGCUCCGCCCACCCCCCGGCGCGUACAGGCGGUCAGUUUCGAUGGCUGACGUGGACAAGGGGAAAAGUUACGUGUUAAGCGCUAGGGUAACCCCUCGAGAGGAAGCUUCGCGCGAAAUAACACCCCGACCUUCCACUGCUCAAGAAGUUUCCCGCGAGAUAACGCCUCGUCCCUCCACUGCUGCUACUGACGUUGCCUCUACCCCAACCACUGACGUUCCUUGGACUCCGACUUUUGAGCGAGACGGGGCCAUGCCGCCUUCCACGCCGCAAUCGGCGGCGGAGGCAGCGGCGCAGAGGGCCGCGCGGAAGGCGGCGCAGGGGUCCUGCAUUCCGCCGAGGGCGCAGUCCCCGCGGAGGCGCAACAGCGGGCUGUUCCGCAAGCAGGGCUCCGGAAGGCUUGAUGGGUCGCAGAGACAGGGGUCGGGGAGGCUGGAUGGGCCGCAGAGGCAGGGAUCGGGGAGGGGGCUGGCGGGACUGGCUUCCGCCGCAGCGGGCGCAGCAGCGGGGGCAGGCGCGGGGGCGGGUAGGAGGAGCAUCUCUCGCAUGUCUUCCGUUAAGAAAUGGCGGGUGCUAAACGCGCUAGUAAAGCAGAUGAACGUAGAGGAUGCGGAGAACGAGACUGCUGACGACGGGAACGGCGGCGGCGCCGGCGAUGGCGGGGGCGGGGGCGGUUUCACGGCGACUGAAACGCAUUCCGGGGCGAUUAAGUCUGAGUCGGAUAAGAGCGGGUGGGGCGCGCCGAGCUUCUCAGGAAUGAGCGUUGGGGGGGAUACGGAGGGCGGAGGGGGCGGGCAGACGGAGGAGUUCAGCGUUCCCUGGAGUUUCGGCAGUAUGGGGGAUGUAGAACGGUUCAAUAACACUGCAGGGGGCGGGUUUGCGGAUUAUAGCGUGGCAGCUGCGAGUGUGUGCCAGGUUUCCCCGGCGAUUUUCGAGGCGCAUUUGCAUUUGGCGGAGACCAUGGCUAGGGAGGAGAUGGAGCGGCAGCAGCAGCAGCAGCGGCAGGAGGGGCGGCAUGGCAAGGGGCCAAGAACGCCGAGAACGCCGAGGGUGAGUGGACGGGGGCAUGGGCUUCCGCAGCAGCUCGCGCAGCAGCUCUCGCCGGCAGCAAAAGAGCAGUAA